Messenger RNA from Talaromyces marneffei, 591 nucleotides. RefSeq lists its product as uncharacterized. The record is from RefSeq and is a predicted model, not a curated record. The transcript is spliced from 2 exons. Bases 1 to 591 code for a protein of 196 amino acids. Lineage: Eukaryota; Fungi; Ascomycota; Eurotiomycetes; Eurotiales; Trichocomaceae.
AUGAAGUUCACUUCGAUCAUCACCCCUGCCGUCGUGGCUACAUGUGCAACGGCACUCCCAACCUUGCAGAAACGUGAUUGCUCUACAGGACCUUUCUCUGUAACUGCCCUCCGCUCUGGAUCGCCUAUCCAUUUUCAAUCCGUCAACGCUUCCGGACAAAGAUUCUGGAUUAAUGUUCCAACUGCUACUUUCUGCCCUUCAGAGGUCAACACCUGUCCUCCCGGUACGGAGACUGUUUGGGCCAAUACAAAUGCCUUGGACGUGGAAGUCCCAGGCGGCCAGCAAGUCUACGUCGACCCUUCCGGUGCUCUAGCCUUCACCCAAGCCCAUUCCGCCAACAUCCCCAUGGGCUCUUCACUAGGUCCCUUCGUAUUCACACCCGGCACUCCAUUCGGAACAUACUCGACCAGCGCAUUUGGUGCUACGGGUUUCAUGGCUUGUCCCAAUGAUGCUGCUAGCCCGUCCAAGUGGCAGAUCUUUGUCGCCAUUCAGAAUGCGACGGUGCCUACGGGUAAUGUUGGUGAUUGUUUGGGGUUUGAUGCUGCAGCGCCUUUGUUUACAGGGGAUAUUCCAGCUUGGCAGUACGUCUAA